This is a messenger RNA of Prunus dulcis (almond), 1910 nucleotides long. Its product is annotated as octanoyltransferase LIP2p, chloroplastic-like. The record is from RefSeq and is a predicted model, not a curated record. Gene Ontology annotation, biological process: protein lipoylation. Gene Ontology annotation, cellular component: mitochondrion. Gene Ontology annotation, molecular function: lipoyl(octanoyl) transferase activity. The transcript has 5 exons. The coding region runs from base 938 to 1879 and encodes 313 amino acids. NCBI's taxonomy places the organism in Eukaryota, Viridiplantae, Streptophyta, Magnoliopsida, Rosales, Rosaceae.
UUUGUUGGGCGUGGUAUUCUUGAGGACCAGCUACCUACUUGUAAUUAAUAUUAAUACAACGAUGAGCUGUCAAAUACCGCAAAGUAAAGGUGGAGACUUGAAGGAAAAGAACCAAAGAACGUAUGGCCAAGGUAAAGGUGGAGACUUGAAGAAAGCAAAGCUUGUAGUCCAAUUUAGAGAGACACAAGGUAAAGGUGGAGACUUGAAAAUUCUGAGAGCUGCAAUUCAUCUUUGUGGAGCCCAAUUUAGAGAGACACAAUAGCAGAAGAAGAGAGUGUUUUGACCAACUGGUUUCAAUAUGUGGUGCCGCCAUGGCUGACCGGCUUUUCGUACCAUUUUGGCAUUUGAUUAUUUAGGGGAAAAUCACUUUCUUUGAAAGUGAUGUGCGUGUUAGUGUGUUUGGAAUUUUCACAAACAGUAAUUGCCCCAGCAAGGAUAAAUACGUCUUUCCACCUGUCUCUCAGUCGCUCGCCUGGUCUCUCUUUCUCCCGGCCGACGCCUCCACAGUCCACGACCUCCAGCUCUCUUCGCGAACCCAUUCGCAGAAUCGCAGAGCGAGUACAAAUCGAGACCAACUCUCUCUCAUCAUUCCCGUUCUCCGAUUCCCCGAUUCCUAACAUCCUCCACCAUCGAUCACUCCAAACGGAAAAGCCUAAGCUUCCUGGUGUGAGACCUGUCAUUUUGAAGGCAAGCAAAUCAAGAGCUGAUCUUCUCAUUGAGUCAUUGAAGCUGGUGAUAAAAUAUACUAAACAUUAAUAAAAAGAUAAAAGAUUUAAGUCCAGUCCAGCUCAGUGCUGUACCAAACAACUGACAAGACUCAAACCCAAGCCAGUCCAAGCCAGCCCAGUCCAAUACUCGAAGCUGAAUCCAUGCCAGUCUAGGCCAUCCCACCAAACAUGCCCUAAGGGCUAUCACCAAAUUACAAGGAUCAUAAAAUAUGACUCUCACGGCAACGCAUUGUGUCGCCUCAAUCCCAACAUACCCAAUCUGCAAGCAUCAACAUAAACCUCCUCGAUCUCUCUCCCAGCGGAUCUUAUCAAGAUCAAAUAGAGUCUCAAAUGUUAAAAUUCCGCAGUCGACCUCUUUAACCUUCGAGCCAAGAAACGAGUGUGAGUGCUUCAAUCUGUACGAGCAGCAGGUUCCAUAUGGUCAGGCGUGGGCUUGGCAGAAGAGCAUAGUUAACGAGAAAAAAACUUUGAUUCAGAGGAAUGAGGAUUGCUCGGACUCGCUGUUUGUUCUUCAGCAUCGUCCUGUGUAUACCUUGGGGACUGCUAGUUCAGAGCAGUUCCUUAAUUUUGACGUCAAGGACUCACCUUUCGACAUUUAUCGAACCGAACGUGGCGGCGAGGUUACAUAUCAUGGUCCUGGUCAGAUAGUUAUGUACCCCAUUAUGAAUCUCCGAAAUCACAAGAUGGAUCUUCAUUGGUACCUCAGGUCACUUGAGGAGGUGAUCAUCCGUGCGCUUUCAAAGACAUUUUGUAUCAAGGCAUCACGGCUUGAGGGCCUCACUGGUGUUUGGCAUGGAACCCAGAAACUGGCAGCCAUCGGAAUACGAGUAUUACAGUGGAUAACGUAUCAUGGCUUAGCGUUGAAUGUCACCACUGACUUAACCCCUUUUCAUUCGAUAGUGCCCUGCGGGUUACGAGACUAUCAGGUUGGAAGUGUUAGAGGCUUGCUGAAGGAAUUUCAGUCAUCCACUGACUGCGAAAGAGCACGUCUACCUGAUCCUGAUGAUGGCCAGCUACUUGAUAUUACUUGUAAAUCUUUGAUCAAAGAGUUUUCAGAAGUUUUCCAGGUUAGAAUCAAUUAUGAAACCAUCUCAAGGUUGGAGUUAUUAGAAAGGAAACCUGUAAACCAUUUGGAAGAGGAAACUAAUUAAUUGAGGGCUUGAGCCCUACAUCUCUGAAUCA